AUGCGCGCGACAUCCGUUUUGGCCGCCGCCUUGGCCCUGGCCUCUCACACUCUCGCCGGCAAGAUCAAGUAUCUGGGCGUCGCAAUCCCCGGAAUCGACUUUGGGUGCGACAUUGACGGCAGCUGCCCAACCGACACCUCGUCUGUGCCGUUGCUGAGCUAUAAGGGAGGUGAUGGCGCGGGCCAGAUGAAGCAUUUCGCCGAGGACGACGGCCUGAAUGUCUUUCGUAUUUCCGCUACAUGGCAGUUUGUCCUCAACAACACGGUGGACGGCGAGCUGGACGAGCUCAACUGGGGAUCCUACAACAAAGUCAUCGACGCCUGCCUGGUGACUGGUGCCUGGUGCAUGAUUGACAUGCACAACUUUGCUCGCUACAACGGCGGCAUCAUCGGCCAGGGAGGAGUUUCGGAUGACAUCUUUGUUAAGCUCUGGGUCCAGAUUGCAAAGUAUUACGUGGACAAUGACAAGAUUAUCUUCGGCCUGAUGAACGAGCCCCACGACAUCGACAUCAACAUCUGGGCCGAGACCUGCCAAAAGGUCGUCACCGCCAUCCGAAAGGCCGGCGCCACGUCCCAGAUGAUUCUCCUGCCCGGAACCAACUUUGCCAGUGUCGAGAGCUAUGUGUCCACCGGAAGCGCGGAUGCUCUCUCCAAGAUUACCAAUCCCGAUGGCAGCACCGACUUGCUGUACUUUGACGUGCACAAGUACCUCGACAUCAACAACUCGGGAUCGCACGUCGAGUGCACGCAGGACAAUGUCCAGGCCUUUGAGGAUUUCGCGACCUGGUUGAGACAGAACAAGCGACAGGCCAUCAUCUCGGAGACCGGCGCGUCUAUGGAUCCUUCGUGCAUGGUUGAUUUCUGCGCUCAGAACAAGGCCAUCAGCGCAAACAGCGAUGUGUACAUCGGCUUCGUUGGCUGGGGUGCUGGUAGCUUUGACACCACGUAUAUUCUGACCCUGACUCCUCUGGGCGAGCCCGGUAAUUAUACCGACAACAAGCUCAUGAACGAGUGUAUUCUGGACCAGUUUACCAUGGACGAAAAGUACAAGCCCACACCUACGUCUAUUUCAACGGCCCCGGAUGAGACCUCCACCUCCACCGCCGCCGCCUCCACGAACCCGGUCACAAAACCAUCACCCGACACCAACAAUGCCUCGGACGACAAGGACAAGGGCUCAGCAGCAACGCCAAGCACCCAGGCUCUGACCGGCACUGUCAUGCUGACAGUUGCUGCUCUUUGCUACAUGUUGGUUGUGGUUUGA
Messenger RNA from Trichoderma breve, 1263 nucleotides. Its product is annotated as cellulase (glycosyl hydrolase family 5) domain-containing protein. The record is from RefSeq and is a predicted model, not a curated record. NCBI's taxonomy places the organism in Eukaryota, Fungi, Ascomycota, Sordariomycetes, Hypocreales, Hypocreaceae. The transcript has 4 exons. Bases 1 to 1263 code for a protein of 420 amino acids. Gene Ontology annotation, molecular function: hydrolase activity, hydrolyzing O-glycosyl compounds. Gene Ontology annotation, biological process: glucan catabolic process.